Messenger RNA from Hyla sarda, 2064 nucleotides. RefSeq names its product negative elongation factor complex member C/D (gene NELFCD). NCBI's taxonomy places the organism in Eukaryota, Metazoa, Chordata, Amphibia, Anura, Hylidae. The record is from RefSeq and is a predicted model, not a curated record. Gene Ontology annotation, cellular component: NELF complex; nucleus. Gene Ontology annotation, biological process: negative regulation of transcription elongation by RNA polymerase II. Bases 139 to 1902 code for a protein of 587 amino acids. Gene Ontology annotation, molecular function: RNA binding. The transcript is spliced from 15 exons.
GGCGAGGACAAAGCCCAGUUUCUUGGUUUGCACAGUUCGCUCCCCCUGUACUUCCGGUGUAAGCUACGUCAUCACAUCGCGCCCCGAAACUACUGAAAGUCAAUAGUGGAAGCUGGGGACCACCCCAAGCAUUGGAAGAUGGAUCCCGAAUUCUUCAUAGGGAGUAGCGGAGGCGUCAGUUCUGGGACCAUCAUUGGAGACUGGGAGGAUAGAGGAGCGGAUGAAGAGUAUGCAGAAGCGGAGGACGAUGCCGAGUUGCAACAAGAAUGUCUGCAGAAACUAUCCAGCCGCGACUACAUCAUGGAACCCGCCAUAUUUAAUACCUUAAAGAGGUAUUUCCAAGCAGGAGGGUCUCCAGAGAACGUCAUUCAGCUUCUGUCAGAAAAUUAUACAGCUGUAGCCCAGACUGUAAACUUGUUGGCAGAAUGGCUCAUCCAUUCAGGAGUAGAGCCAGUACAAGUCCAGGAGACAGUGGAAAACCACCUGAAAAGUCUGCUGAUAAAACAUUUUGAGCCCAGAAAAGCAGAUUCCAUCUUUACAGAGGAAGGAGAGACCCCGGCAUGGCUGGAGCAGAUGAUUGCUCACACUACAUGGAGGGAUCUGUUUUACAAGCUGGCUGAGGCACAUCCAGACUGUUUGAUGCUAAACUUCACAGUAAAGCUCAUCUCUGAUGCUGGGUAUCAGGGAGAAAUCACCAGUGUCUCCACAGCUUGCCAGCAGCUGGAGGUCUUCUCCAGAGUGCUUCGUACAUCACUGGCCACCAUCCUUGAUGGAGGAGAGGAAAACCUUGAGAAGAACUUACCUGAGUUUGCUAAAAUGGUUUGCCAUGGGGAACACACCUAUUUGUUUGCACAGGCAAUCAUGUCCAUAUUGGCACAAGAGGAGCAGGGAGGGUCUGCUAUGCGCAGGAUUGCACAGGAGGUGCAAAGAUUUGCUCAUGAAAAGGGCCACGAUGCCAGUCAGAUCACUCUUGCAUUGGGAACUGCUGCUUCCUACCCUCGGGCCUGUCAGGCACUUGGUGCCAUGUUAUCCAAAGGAGCUUUGAACCCAGCAGAUAUUACUGUCCUGUACAAGAUGUUUACAAGCAUGGACUCUCCCCCCGUGGAGCUGAUCCGUGUUCCUGCUUUCCUGGACCUUUUCAUGCAGUCGCUGUUUAAACCCGGUGCUAAGAUAAACCAAGAUCACAAGCAUAAAUACAUUCAUAUAUUGGCCUAUGCUGCCAGUGUGGUGGAGAUGUGGAAAAAGAAUAAGCGGGUAAAUAUUAAUAAGGAUGAACUGAAGGCCGCAUCCAAGGCGAUAGAAACCGUCCAUAAUCUGUGCUGCAAUGAAAACAAGGGAGCGUCAGAGCUUGUAGCUGAGCUUGGCACAUUGUAUCAAUGUAUCAGGUUCCCAGUUGUGGCGAUGGGUGUUUUGAAGUGGGUGGACUGGACCGUAUCAGAACCACGUUACUUUCAGUUACAGACCGAUCAUACUCCGGUACACCUGGCCCUGCUGGAUGAGAUCAGCACUUGUCACCAGCUUCUUCACCCACAAGUCCUGCAGCUGCUGAUAAAGCUCUUUGAAACUGAGCACUCACAGCUAGAUGUGAUGGAGCAGAUGGAGCUGAAGAAGACUCUGUUGGACAGAAUGGUUCACCUGCUGAGCCGAGGGUACGUGCUGCCUGUUGUCACUUACAUCCGUAGGUGCCUAGAGAAACUUGACACAGACAUCUCUCUCAUAAGAUACUUUGUGACAGAGGUUCUUGACGUCAUUGCUCCUCCCUAUACCUCAGACUUUGUGCAGCUUUUCCUUCCCAUCUUAGAGAACGAAAGUAUAGCUGGCACCAUUAAAACAGAAGGAGAACAUGAUCCUGUGACAGAGUUCAUUGCUCACUGCAAAUCCAAAUUCAUUAUGAUAAACUAACCAGCUUGAAGAAACAGGUUCCAGGACGUGGAGUGAAAAGCACCUUCUCAUAGUGUGUUUAGUUUUUUAUUAAUUUGUAUAUAUAUAAUACACACCCGUCAAUUUAAACUGCUUUUGGGAUUUUUUUUUUUUUUUGUGAAAUACAAAAUAUUAUUUUACAGA